Callithrix jacchus (white-tufted-ear marmoset) is the source of this 540-nucleotide messenger RNA. NCBI's taxonomy places the organism in Eukaryota, Metazoa, Chordata, Mammalia, Primates, Cebidae. The record is from RefSeq and is a predicted model, not a curated record.
AUGGUGCCGGAAACCCGGGACGGGAGCUGGGGCCGUUGGCCCGGCCACGGCCCCCCUCCCCGACCUACCCAACACUGGCCCUGCCACCUCCACGUUCCGAUUAAGGAAUUCAGUAGAAGCUACAUGCCGCCUACCAUCCCCAGUCCUCUGUUCCUACAGCGGCUCUUUCAAGAACUGACUGGAGUCACCAUCCACCAGAUGCUGCUCCAACCCUACCCUGAACGAGUGCAAGAAAUAGACCUCUCCCCGACCAUCCAGGCUCCUUAGGAAAAGAAACCUCUUCAGAACCCCCCCGUCGACCCUUGUCAGCAGGAAGUAGCCAGAGAGACAACCGACGCCCCUGACCCCCUCUUUUUCUUUUCUUUAAGGAGUCGGGAAUGUUUGGAAAACUCUGCCCCUACCGCAAACGCUCUCUCUCUCUCUCUCUCUUUCCCUCCCCCACAAAGAGGCUCCCUUAUCUCUCACUUUACAUACCGGCCCUAGCCCUCAUGCUGCCCAGCUUCCCGCUGCCCAGCUUCCCGCCCAGCAGUUCAAACUGAC